AGUGCCAACUUUGCGAGGUUUGAGUUACACAUAGGUUAUGUUAGAAAUAAUUUAGGUAUUUAUUUUAUUAAAAAAAAAUUAAAUAUAGCGAAUAUGAAAGUUCAUACAAACCAAAACAACACAGCAACGCUGAAGUUGCUGAUAGCCGGUAAAUUAGCCGGCAAAGGGCUCACGAUACACCAAACUUCAUUGGAAGGUACAACAGACAUUUUCACUGGCCCUCAGGUGCUGCCAUUGCUUGAAGUGGAUGAAAACCUGACGAUAUUUAGCAGUAAUGCAGCUACAUUGUAUUUACUUUCUGGUUUAUCUGACAUGGGUAAAUGUAAUGAAAUACUAGAAUGGGAGGCGACACGCCUGCAACCAGUGGUAUCUACAAUACUAACCAGCAAAUCUGUACCGUCUGAUUUGAAGCAGGUUUUAAACUCCUUACUGCUUAUGCUUGAGGGUUUGUUGACAAAACAAAAAUAUGUUGUUUUGGAUAAACUAUCAGCAGGUGAUAUAUCAAUAUGGAGUACUUUAUAUCCCAUCGCAUUUAAUAAAACCUUAAAAGAGACCUACCUUAACGAGUUCACCAACAUUGCAAAAUGGUUGGAAGAGUUAGCAUCUAACAAAGCUGUGCAGGAUGCGCUCAGUCAGUGGGACGGUACGGUGGAAGGGCCAUUUGGUUCGAAUGCAGCUUUGGGCGUUCCACAAAUAACGAAUAUGGUAUCACGUAUAGGGUCCCCCGAAGAAGCUCCAGAGUUGAGUGUGACACCCGAGGAAAUCGAAGCGGCCAAGCAGAACUUAAUUAACGGUGUCCAGAACUUACCUGAGUCAAUGAAAUCGGAGAAACCACCAUUGCCAAUAAAGGGUCGCCGAAACGUUCUCAUCACCUCCGCUUUGCCCUAUGUAAACAAUGUACCCCACUUGGGAAACAUCAUUGGAUGCGUACUCUCCGCCGACAUAUUCGCUAGGUACUGUCGAUUGUGUGGUUACAACACGUUAUAUGUGUGUGGGACUGAUGAAUACGGCACCGCAACAGAAACCAAAGCGCUGGAAGAGGGCAUAACGCCUCGCGAGAUCUGCGAUAAAUACUUUGCGAUCCACGACGCGGUGUAUCGUUGGUUCAAUAUCGGGUUCGACUACUUCGGCCGAACCAGCACUGCACAGCAGACUGAAAUCGCCCAGAGGAUGUUCUUAAAACUGAUGGACAACGGUUUCGUCAGUAACCAAUCCGUCGAUCAGCUGUUCUGCGAAAACUGCCAGAGAUUCUUGGCUGACAGGUUCGUGGAAGGCACGUGCCCUCAUCCCGGCUGUCUGUAUGACAGUGCAAGAGGUGACCAAUGUGACAAAUGCGGCAAGCUGAUCAACGCCAUAGAGCUGAUAGAGCCGCGAUGCAAAGUGUGUUCCCUUAAACCCACCGUUAGAUCAAGUGAUCAUUUGUUCAUCGAGCUCGGACAGUUGGAGCCUUCAAUUCGCACGUGGUUCAACAAUACAGAAGGCGGGUGGUCACCGCCCGCUAGAGCUGUCACUCGAUCGUGGUUGAGGGACUCGUUGCGGGCGCGCGCUUUGACUAGGGAUCUGAAGUGGGGGGUGCCCGUGCCUGUUCCGGGUUAUACUAAUAAGGUGUUCUACGUUUGGUUCGACGCACCCUUAGGCUACCUCAGUAUAACACAAUGCUUCACUAAAAACUACGAAAAAUGGUGGAAAAAAGACAAGGAUUAUGAUAUAAAGUUGUACCAGUUCAUGGCGAAAGACAACGUUCCGUUCCACGGCAUCAUGUUUCCGGCGACCAUUAUUGGAGUUAACGAGGGUUACGCAUUGGUAGACCAUAUAUUUGCUACAGAAUACCUGAACUACGAGGAAGGCAAAUUCUCCAAGUCGAGAGGUGUGGGCGUAUUUGGGACGGACGCUCAGGACACGGGUAUACCAGCAGACGUGUGGCGGUUCUACCUGGCCAGCAUUCGACCUGAGACGUCAGACUCUAGUUUCAGUUGGACGGAAUUGGGCACCAGAAACAACUCUGAACUCCUCAACAAUCUGGGCAACUUUUGUCACCGCUCGUUGAGCUUCUGCGCAAACACGUUCAAAGGCGUCCUGCCCGACAUGAAGUUGACAGAAGCCGACUACGAAGUUGUCGCGCUCGUUAACAGAGAAGUUAUCGCGUACGUGCAGCAGAUAGAGAAGGGCCGCCUGCGGGAGGGGCUUAGACACGUGCUGUCCGUAUCGCGUAUAGGGAACCAGCAUAUGCAAAGUACGCAGCCCUGGGUGCUGCUCAAAGGCUCCGAUGACGAUAAGGUUCGAGGUGCCACCGCCAUUGCUCUUUGCUGCCAGCUGGUGGCGCUACUGUGCACGUUGCUGGCGCCCUACGUGCCCGACACAAGUCGACGCCUGCGCGCGCAACUCAACGUACACGCAGACGCCUUGAGGAUCAACCCACAGAAUCCAUCUCUGGUCCAGUACCUACCAGCUGGGCAUGUGAUCGGAAAACCGGAGCCGCUGUUCACCAAGCUCGAAUCGGAAGUUCUGGACCAACUGCGUGCCAAAUACGCUGGCACGCAGAGCGAACGUGCCAAUAAGAAUGGCGAUAAGAAGCAGUCUACAUCCGCUGAAUUAGAGGCAGCCAUUGCCACUCAAGGCGAAAAAGUAAGAAAACUAAAAUCGUCGACCAAAGACAAAUCAAUAUGGCAACCGGAAGUUGACAAGCUGUUGGCGUUGAAAAAGGAAUUAUCCAGUCUGCCGACUCAAAGCGCUCCCGCUCCGAGCAAUACUAGCAAUGGGACUGUUGCUGAUCUUGAAAAGGCUGUAGCAGAACAGGGUGAGAAAGUAAGGAAAUUAAAAUCUACGACCAAGGACAAGUCAGUUUGGCAACCGGAAGUCAACAAACUAUUGGCGCUAAAGAAACAACUGGGGGAUGCGCAGUCGCAAUCUAAAACCAGUGUUCCCAACGUAGCCGCUAAUAAUAGUGCUGCCAACUUAGAAAAGGCCAUCGCUGAACAGGGUGACAAAGUAAGAAAGCUGAAAGGUUCAACAAAGGACAAGUCAGUGUGGCAACCGGAAGUUAACAUACUGUUGGAUCUCAAGAAACAACUUGCCGCGUUGCAAGUCAAUAACAAAUAAAUAUUUAUUUGAUACAUCUCUUUCUUUGUUUAAUAUACGGCGAUGGUAACAUAAAAAAUCUUGUCUUAAUACUUGAAGAAGAUAUACUUUCUACACAUUCGUCGAUGUUUUUCUACACAUUCGUAUUAAUUUGAAGUGAUUCAAAUAUAUACGAUUAAACAAUGCCUCUUGAGGCACUUCAUACACAGUUUUUUUUAAACUAAAUAAUAUAUAUUAUUUUCUAUAAGUAGUACCGUCAGUCAAUACAUUUUGUAAAUUGCAAGCAUACCUUAGAUUAAAGGAGAUUUCAGACUCUCAGAGACUAUAGAAAUUGCUGAUGUUAAAUAAAAAUAUCGCCGUGUAUAAAAAAUAAGCUAAGCUAAAAUCAUGAAAUUAUAUU
Molecule: messenger RNA, 3478 nt
Organism: Pararge aegeria (speckled wood butterfly)
Lineage: Eukaryota; Metazoa; Arthropoda; Insecta; Lepidoptera; Nymphalidae
Gene: MetRS
Product: methionine--tRNA ligase, cytoplasmic
Exons: 24
Coding region: 94-3099 (1001 amino acids)
Biological process (GO): methionyl-tRNA aminoacylation
Cellular component (GO): cytosol; aminoacyl-tRNA synthetase multienzyme complex
Molecular function (GO): methionine-tRNA ligase activity; ATP binding
Source: RefSeq, a predicted model, not a curated record